AUGGCGGCGACCUUCUGCUCCCUCUCCGGGAGGAUCAUCGGAGGUGGAUUCCCGGAAGUUGCUCCUCGAGCUCUCCGCCUCCGCGGGAACCCUUCUCCCUGGAGAUUAUCAGUUCAACCUGUGAACAAUCGGCUGCGGAGGCGGCGGAAUGGAUUAUCGGGGCUGGUGGCGUCUAUUUCGCCUCCUUCCCCCACGAGAGCCCCCAGCGGCUCCACGAAGCUUUAUGUUAGUGGUACGCAUCGUCCUCUCUUCUUCUUCGCGAUUUAGUCUCUUGCUUCCACCGGAAAAUGUGAAGUGUGCGCAAUGUGCGCAAUGCUUUUUGUUAUUUUAGAUGCUUAAUUGGCGGGAACGGAUGAUCAGUGAGAUUUCAGGUCGUUUUUGACCUUUACGGAAUUCUAAAUCUUGGCCAGGGCUUGGAAAUUGAUGUGCCGUAAUAUUUGUGGAGAGGAUCGUAAUUUGCCUUCGUGCUGGAUCUAUGAGGAAUUAAUAUUUCUUUGCUCGAAUUUGUGGGCAGGACCGACUGCGUUGACUCUUCAGAACGUCCAGUGUCCAUGUUUCUUACGUAAUCUCUUUGCAUUCUCUGCAGGACUUUCUUUUCGCACAACGGAGGAAAGUUUAACAAGUGCCUUUGAAAAAUUUGGUCGGCUUGUAGACGGUGAGAGUAGUUGUAGAACUCAUCUCCUUCAUUUCUCUUCAUCACAAUCUAGAUACUUUGCCUCGAUUUAAGAAUUCUUGCGCAGAAAUCGGUACAACUGAUGCUACUGAGUGAGGCGAAUGAUUUAUUCAGCCAAAAAAGAAAAAUGAAAGGGUGAAUCAACAGCUAUCCAUUUUGUUUUCGUUGUGCAGUCAACCUAGUGAUGGAUAGAAUAGCAAACAGGCCGAGAGGGUUUGCCUUUCUUCAAUAUGCAACUGAGGAAGAAUCCCAGAAUGCCAUCGAAGGGAUGCAUGGAAAGGUUUAUAAUUUUGAACUCAUGUGAUUCCUACUUCUUUGAUUUUUUUGUGCAUAAACAAGCGAGGACGUUAUCUUACUUUUGAACCAAAUCCAGAUUAGUCAUCAGAGGCUGUAUAAUCUGAGCCUUGUCCAUUCAUCCUUGUUAGUCUAAUAAUUUACAAGGGCUUUUUCUAAAGCCAAAUCAAGUGAAAAACUUUGCAGAAGAUUUAUUUAUUUAUUUAUUUAUUUAUUGUAGCAGCAUGAUGACAUGAGGAUCCGCCAUCUCUAUUUGGGCUGACAAAGAGGGAAUUUUUUUUGUCAUACCAAAAAUAGAUCGGGUCAUAAGUUUGAUCUUGACACAGCCUCCAGUUGAUGGUUCCUAAGAGGUAAAGCCCCUAAAAUAAGGAGGUUACCGAAAGCCCUUCCCAUACAAAAUGCAUAUCACACUCUCACUGCAAUAAGAAAUGGCACAGAACCUCGUUGGGAAAUCUCUCCCUCGACUAUUAAUCAGUGUGGAGUUUUUUUAUUAACUUUACGUCUUUUGAUCAUGUUGUAAAAUUUCUCGUGUUAAAGUGUGUAUAUUGGGUAGCCACCUUAUUCUCAAGAUGAACGAUCCAGCCCUCUGAAGCUAGGUAAUAGUAAAUAGGAGAACCAUGCAGAACAAGCCCAUGGGAGAUAUCUGUACUAAUUUAUUUAUCAGAAUUUCCAUUAAAGAUCACAUAUUGAUAAGUCACUAUCUCUGGUAAGAUCUCUCCUCCCUCUGAAAUGCCUGCAAUAUCCUCAUCUCUCGUGGCUCGGUUUCUUCAAUGAAACCUUCAGGGAAUGAGUUCUGCUUGCUCAAGCCAGCCCUUUACCAGGCGAUGAACAGGCUGAAUGUGCCUUGUCCCCACCUCCCUUGAGAUUCACUCAGCAUCAACCGAGUUCUCAUUGGCAUCCGGAGAUUUCUAAAUCAAGAAUUUCGAAUAACUUAUUAUAUGGGUUUUUAUGCUUGACUUUUGCUUUAUUGGGUCUGCCAAGCGGGGCCUACGGAUAAAGCCCACCCUUUAGCCACUAAACCUUGUUCUUUUCAUGGGCAUUAGAAUAGAUUCGUGGUUUUCCAGGAUCCCUGUGAUGAGUUCUUUAGAUUCUAUUCUCUUGAAAUUAUUUAGUCUGGAAAGCUCAUUUACUGAUUUUCUGACUUUCUUUCUGUUCUUCAGUUCCUAGACGGGCGAGUCAUCUUUGUUGAAGUCGCCAAGCCAAGGUCAGAGAUGCCAGCUCGCAAGCAAGCUCCUCCAAGGCUCUACUAG
Molecule: messenger RNA, 2217 nt
Organism: Spirodela intermedia
Lineage: Eukaryota; Viridiplantae; Streptophyta; Magnoliopsida; Alismatales; Araceae
Source: the annotation of a GenBank genome assembly